This is a messenger RNA of Botrytis deweyae, 2094 nucleotides long. RefSeq lists its product as uncharacterized. The transcript has 4 exons. Lineage: Eukaryota; Fungi; Ascomycota; Leotiomycetes; Helotiales; Sclerotiniaceae. The coding region runs from base 41 to 1354 and encodes 437 amino acids. The record is from RefSeq and is a predicted model, not a curated record.
AUAAUAUGUAAGAUAUCAGAUCAUCAGAAUCUGAUUCGAAAUGGCGGAAAGUCAUGCAUGGCAGCUAUAUGUAGCUGUGUGUGUUUGUUACCCUUUGGCAUUUAUCGGGGUGUCAUUAAGAACUUAUGUCAGGUACUUUAUGCAGAAGGUUAUGGGAUGGGAUGAUUGGUUGAUGAUACUCAGUUUGGCCGUUUAUACCAUGUACACGAGUUUCGUUUUAACAGGAUUACACUAUGGAACCGGACGACAUCAAGUGGAUCUGGAGGAAAGUGAUUUCCUAUGGGCAAUUAGAUACUGGUAUUUCAGCGAAUGGGCUUAUGUCGUGGCGAUGACUAUAAUAAAAACUGCCAUCGCUCUUUUCUACCUCCGAAUUAUGGUUAUCCCCUGGCAUCGAGUCGCUGUAAAAGUCAUUAUGUGGAUUGUGAUACUCUUCGGCUUUGUGUAUUUCUGGUGCGUGGUUAUACAAUGCUGGCCUAUACCUUACAUUUGGGAACGAUACGCCACGACUCUUGAUAGAAGUACGGGAAAUUGUUUGCCUAGAGGAAUCGUUUUGGGUGGAACGUAUUUGCAUAGUAUUAUAAGUGCUGGAAGUGAUUGGGCCUUGGCUUUACUGCCAAUUGUCAUGUUGUGGAAUGUGCAGAUGCCAACUGGUAUAAAACUUAUCGUCGGGGGAAUUGUCGCGUGUGGUGUUAUUGCUAGCACAGCAACCAUCAUUCGUAUUCCCACUGUUUCAACUAUAUUGGAUCGUGAGGAUUUCCUUUUCAAAAGCAUCCCCCUAGCCGUUUGGUCGACCGUUGAACCUGGAAUGGCUAUAUUCGCCGCGUCUCUCGCUACUCUCCGACCACUACUUCGAAGAAUCUUCCCCAAUCAUUUCCGAAACGCUGCAAUUCCAUCACUACCAUCAUUGAGAAUCCCCACAAAUCUGGCGAGGAAGGUAGAACCGUCAGAUGAUGUCGAGAUGGGAACUAACACGGCAUGCUACAGCGAGCCAAGACCUGGGCAGACUUCAGAAGAAAGCCUGGAGACUAUACAAAUUCAUUUGGAUGACCGCAUUGAGCUCGGUAGAAGUACAAGUAAAUCAAUGGAAAUUUACGAGGAGUCUCCAGGUCUUGAUUCGAGUUCAGAGGGGAGUCAUGAUUUGGAAUCAAAGGGGAGUGAUGACGAAAUGAUGGAAUUGUCGUAUACCUCUCGGGGACCAUCUCUACGUCUCGCGCCAUUAGUUUUCUCUCCAACAUGUCUCUCGCACACAAUUCCUUCGCCAUCAACACUUUCACCUUCACAUGUCGCGUCGUGUAUGAGGGACAGUCAGUACAACAGGAAUUCGAAGGUAGUCAUCCCGUCUUCGCCUAUUUGAAGCGGUUUCGAAAUCUUUACACAAUCAAAAGUAUAAAAGCUGAGUAUGAGUACAUUCCUGUACUCAAUCAUACACACAAUGUGAUCUAGGAUUGAUGUCUGGGUAUCGGACAUGGAUAAAAUGUCAGACGGGUCCCAAAUCAAUCGAAAGACACUCCAACGAGAUGCCAAACGCUGGUUUGAAUACCUUUAAUCACUGAAGACACAACAAAGGUGUUGAACCUAAAUUGAGAAUCAAAGGUGGAAAUGCAAGAGGAGCACAUAAAAGCAGGAUUCCGUCCUCCACACAACGCAGAUGGAUCAAUGGGAGACCCUUUCUGCGGCACGCCAAUCACUAUCUGCGGAUUCCAUGCCCACAUUCUAAUUUAAUCUCGCCUAAUAUUAGCAGAGCACAUCGAUAUUUUUACAUCAUUUCGGUUUGAAAGACAAUAGAAUCAGACUGACAGAUCGAUCCUGCAAAAUGGACAUGGCCUUUGCGGGUUGGGGUGGAAGAUGGUGUAAACGCAAUAGGUUGAAGAGAGAAAGAGCAUGAUUGGUGGGGCUCAAUGGUGUAAUGAAAAGUGUUCGGAGUAAGAAAAGAACACAUAUACGGCAUGAUGUUGGGAUAUUGUCAGAAUUUCGCCGCUUGAGGCUCACUCCUUGGGUGUGGGGUUGCAAUGGCAAGAGCCGAGGCCUGAACUUCUUUAAUCCUCUAUGAUUAAAUCUGUAUCAAGAUACCAAACGUAUUAACAUGAGAAUGAU